AUGGUUGGCGGUAAAAGAUCGAGAAACUUCGAUGAGGAUGACGGAUACCGGGAUUUCCGGCCAAGGAUGCCCAAGAGACAGAGAAUUCCACCUGUCGUACAAUUAUGUAAGGAAAUGAUGCCAGACAUCAGAACCUUGGGUGAAAGUAUCAAGGCUUUCGAAGAGGACAUCAAGUUUUUAAGCGAAGCUAUCGCGAAUGAAUUUGGCAACGAGGAGUAUUUUCAAGAUGCACUUUACAAGACGAUCAGUGCCGUGAUAGUGGAGCAACCCCACAAACAACCUGCAAUUGCGCUUUUGACAAUGGUCGUCAACGCUGCCAACCCUGUUGCUGGUAAAAGCAUUCUAAAUUACGUCUUUGAAAGAAUGCAGGAAUGGUGCAGCAAUUCCAUUGACGGCGACUUGGAGGUUACAUCGAGCGAAACGGGACCAUGGAACAAAAUCAAGCUUCUAUUGAGGUUUUUGUCCUUGCUGUCACCAAUGGUGCAAGAAGAUGAGCUCAUUUUGCUGUAUCAAAGAUUGUUCGAGCUGAGUGUCAGUUUGAACAAUCUCAAUCCAGACAAGAGAAAUCCACUAUCUGAGGCCAUAUAUUGCAACACGCUUCUGAAUAUACCAUAUCUGUUUUAUUUUUCCAGAAGCAACGACAGCCUCAGAGAGAAGGUGGCAGCACUGAUCGCAAACGUGGAAAGCUCUUACACCGUGAAAAACACGAAUCUGUCCUUGAUUAAGGAAUACAACACCAAUAGCCCUUAUGAACCUGUGCAAUGGGUUUCUGCAGUUCUGCCAAACGUGAAAAGGGUGCUUGCAAAUGAUAUGCAACAACUAUUCGAACUAUUCCCGGAUUACAGUACAAUGAUGAAGCCACAGCCAGGAAACCAGGGAUUCAACGAUCCAUUGAACUUGCCCUCCGCAGAGCAGCUAGAGCCCUUCAGUGGUCUCGAUAGAGGUAUGGGGUCCAUUGAUGGUAUGUGGAAAGUGCCUCGCUAUUCGUUUAGGGUCUAUUUGCCAAACCAAGUAGGCGAGUUCGAGACUGUUGUCCCAUUUACCACUUACGCGGGUAUGUUAUUUGAAGACAUUAUCAUCGACAUUGUGGAAAGCAUGGAAUUUAAUCGUAAGGAAGUUGCCAAACAAGUUGUCACUUUGGACCUGUUUUUCAAGCCUGGUAUUUUUACGGAGCCAGGACAAUCGAUAGCUCAACUAAUAGCUCUACAUGAAGAGAAUCCGAUCAUCACGACUUACAAAAUUGAAGAUCUUGCCAUUGAAAAGAUUCUCAGCAUGAUUUUCAAGCUUCCUACCGUUUCCCAUCCCUUUGCUUAUUUUUACACACUUUUGGUAGAAAUUUGCCAAAACUCGCCAAAAGCGAUUGCUCCUGUUUUUGGAAGGGCGUUCCGUUACUUUUUCAACAGCUUAGACGGGCUAGAUCUAGAAUUGAAGCUGAGAUACCUUGAUUGGUUUUCCAUACAAAUGAGCAACUUCAACUUUUCGUGGAAAUGGAAUGAAUGGGAGGAAGAAUCCGCCAGGUUCCACAAUACUUUUUACAGCCCAAAAGUGACCUUCAUGAGAAAUUUAAUCAGAAAAGAGUUGAGAUUGACUUCCAGCAAGGCUGAUGUUGAAGAAAGUCUCACUGAUGAGUUCAAGCCUUAUUUGGACAGCUCGUUCGUGCCAAAGAAUGACUUGGUGAAUUACUAUCAAUCGUUUUUCAAGGAUUUCCAAGUGGAUCCUAACCUGUUGAAAGAUAACUCAAUGUAUUUCACCCAGGCAUGUUUUCCAUUCAGUGAGCUAGUCCAGGAGGUGAUAAACUAUUUCCAUAAGCAACCGUUAGACAGAAACGUUUCUGAACUGAUCGCAAUAUUCGAGGAAAUACAAAAAAACCAUGGCAAUAUCAUCGCUGACUUCAACAGAUUUGUCGUUACUACGUUAUUGCAAGCAUUGACAUUCUCCGGUAACAGAUCACUUUCGCAUGCUAACAAAUAUAUUGGUGAUUCUCAGAACGACUUGUUAGAAAUUUUCAAGAAAAUUGAACUAGAUCAAGAGUCGAAGGAAAGGUGGAUCAUUGAGGCCAUCCUUCGGUACUGGAAUAGCAAUUCUCAAACCGGGUAUUUGAUUGUGGAUACCUGUAAGAAUUUCGAGCUCUUAUCGGCCAAAAGCAUUCUCAACUUCUCGUUUUUGGAGGACGCGGGAAGGAAUUGGGGUCUUGUGGAUGCAACGUCCAUCGAGUCCACAUUCAGAACUCUCACAGAGCUGUCUCUACGCCGUGAUGCCAGCGUAGAGACCUUUGUGUAUCUUUUCGAAAGACUGAGCGAAAUCGCUUCUGACACCGUCAAAGAGCUUGGAACUGCUUCCGAUGCUGCUGUGAGUGUGUCCCAAGAUUCUGGAGAUAUAACAAAACUUGAGCUCGCUUGGAAGUACGAGAACUGUCUAGGAUUCAUGAAGAGCAUACUGAGAAAGUACGCUGAUGAGUACGCCACCAGUAUCGAUCAGCUCAAUGCUAUCUUGAGUGAAAAGGUCUCUCAUGAGAAAACUAAAGAGAUCAUCGCAAACUGGUUUAAUGAGCUACAGCAGCUGUGA
Molecule: messenger RNA, 2565 nt
Organism: Lachancea sp. 'fantastica'
Lineage: Eukaryota; Fungi; Ascomycota; Saccharomycetes; Saccharomycetales; Saccharomycetaceae
Source: the annotation of a GenBank genome assembly